Messenger RNA from Trichomonas vaginalis G3, 228 nucleotides. RefSeq lists its product as uncharacterized. The coding region runs from base 1 to 228 and encodes 75 amino acids. Lineage: Eukaryota; Parabasalia; Trichomonadida; Trichomonadidae. The transcript has a single exon. The record is from RefSeq and is a predicted model, not a curated record.
AUGGACAUAGACACAGGCAUGCACCAAAACCAACACAACAACCAGCACAACAACCACCUCCACAACCAGCACAACAACCAACAGUUCAAAACCCUGCACAACAACCAGCACAACAACCACCUCCACAACCAGCACAACAACCAACAGUUCAAAACCCUGCACAACAACCAGCACAAACAGAGCAAGGACAUAAAAGAAGUAGAGAACAAGGAAACCAAGAAUUCUUAA